Morus notabilis is the source of this 2046-nucleotide messenger RNA. Its product is annotated as receptor-like protein 9DC3. The record is from RefSeq and is a predicted model, not a curated record. Gene Ontology annotation, molecular function: protein binding. Bases 314 to 1852 code for a protein of 512 amino acids. NCBI's taxonomy places the organism in Eukaryota, Viridiplantae, Streptophyta, Magnoliopsida, Rosales, Moraceae. The transcript is spliced from 2 exons.
CUUGUUCUUACACGGUAACUUUCUUAAUGGCACAAUACCUUCUUGGCUAUAUUCCCAUCCAUCUUUGCAGAAUCUCCACCUAGAUCAUAACCAAUUCACUGGUCAUAUUGGCGAAUUUCAGUAUAAUUCUUUGGUGAAUCUUGGUUUGAGUUCAAACAAACUGCAGGGCCUCAUUCCCAGCUCAAUUUUUCAGCAAGUGAAUCUUUUGGGUUGAGAUCUUUCAUCAAAUAACUUGAGCGGUUCCGUUCAGUUGCGCCAAUUCUCAAAGCUAAAAAAACUCCAAAGCCUUUCUCUUUCUAAUAAUAGCCUAUCAAUGGAUUCCAUCAACUCCAUCAUAUCUGUUUCACCCAAUACCCUUCAGUAUUUGUACCUGUCUUCGUGCAGUAUUACUGAGUUCCCAUACUCCUUAAGAAGCUUGGAAAAUUUAGUGUUGUUGGACCUUUCCUACAACAGAAUUGGUGGGGGUGUUCCCCAAUGGUUGUGGAACGUUGGGAAGGAUUCGUUGUAUUCGUUAGAUGUUUCUUACAACCUCUUAACUCAUAUUGGGAAAAUUCCAUGGAAAAUGGUAGAACACAUUGACUUCAGUUCCAAUAGGCUUCAAGGUCAUCUUCCAAUUCCACCACCUUCAACUACUCUAUUUUCAGUCUCCAAUAACCAAUUGGUUGAAGAGAUACCUUCUUUGUUUUGCAACCUUAGUUUGAUUGAAUUCCUUGAUUUGUCAAACAAUAGUUUGAUUGGGAGCAUCCCUCCAUGCUUUGGAAAUUUUAGCAACAUCUAUGUUUUAGAUUUGCGAAUGAAUAAGUUGCAUGGAAUGAUUCCGUCAACAUUUGCAAAAGGGAAUAGCUUGAAGAAUCUUAACCUCAAUGGAAAUCAGUUAGAAGGGCCAGUUCCCCGAUCUUUGCUCAAUUGCGAAGGGCUCGAGCUUUUAGAUGUUGGGAACAACAAGCUAAACGGGUCCUUUCCCCAUUGGUUAGAAUCUUUUCGAGAGCUUCAAGUCCUUAUCUUGAGAUCUAAUAGAUUUUAUGGUCUAGUAAGUGAUCCUAAGGUGAGAUUUCCUUUUCAAAAGUUGAGAAUCAUGGACAUCUCCAACAAUGAAUUCACUGGUAUUCUGCCAACAAAAUAUUUUGAGAAUUUGGCGGCCAUGACGGAUGCGCAUACGGAUGAGUUGGAAUACAUGGGGGAACACGUAGGUUCAUCCUAUUAUUCUGUGACAGUGACAAUUAAAGGAUUCAACAUCGAGCUGGUGAAAAUACAACAACUGUUCAUAACCAUUGAUUUCUCAAGCAAUAACUUCACUGGAGAAAUUCCAACGGUGAUUGGGAAGCUCAAUUCACUCAAAGGCCUCAAUUUUUCUCACAACAAGCUGUCUGGUCUUAUUCCACCAUCCUUGGGAAACUUGAGCAACCUUGAAUGGUUAGAUCUCUCUUCAAAUGAGCUUUUCGGAACUAUUCCAGUGCAAUUAGCUGCAAAUUUGAAUCAACUUGAAAUCUUAAAUCUUUCCGACAACAAAUUAGAGGGACCAAUACCUCGCGGGGAGCAAUUUGAUACAUUCAACAGUGAUUCUUAUAGUGGAAACCCGGGAUUAUGUGGAUUUCCUCUCCCCAAAUCGUGCAACAAUGAUGACGGACAACCUGAUCAAGGUGAUGAAGAUGGUGAUGGUGAUCACAACAAAGGAGUGAUUGAUUGGAAGGUGGUGAUGAUGGGAUACGGAAGUGGAAUAGUAAUUGGAAUAUCGGUAGGAUACAUGGUGGUUUUCGAUAGAGGCUUUGAUUAUUGGUUUCUAAAAAGAUUUGGAGGGGGAUGCUUCUGUAAAACCAGCGGUCGCUUUAGAGGAUGGAGAAGAUCAAACUAGCAAGCACAGGAAAUCAAAGUCUAGAGCAAAGAUUAGAAAGCAGGCGCGUGAGAAGUAACAUUGAUCUGAUCAAGUGCAACUGAUGCUGUACUCUGCAUUGAGGCGUGGCUCUAAUGAACCAUUAUCUUGUCUUUUAUUUUUAUUAUUAUUUUUUUUUUAUGUUUAGACAUACUUUUGUGCUGUAUUGAUUGUAC